Molecule: messenger RNA, 671 nt
Organism: Pseudopodoces humilis (Tibetan ground-tit)
Lineage: Eukaryota; Metazoa; Chordata; Aves; Passeriformes; Paridae
Product: C->U-editing enzyme APOBEC-1-like
Biological process (GO): cytidine to uridine editing
Cellular component (GO): nucleus; cytoplasm
Molecular function (GO): cytidine deaminase activity; zinc ion binding; RNA binding
Source: RefSeq, a predicted model, not a curated record
GCUGCUGGCAGACGUCCCUUACCCAGAGGAAACAACCAAGGGUGGAUGAUGCAGCCAACAGACUUCCAAAGAAAUUAUUCACCUACCCGAAAUGGAGGAGCGGUGUACCUGCUGUAUGAAAUCAGGUGGAGAAAUGGUUCCAUCUGGAGGAACUGGUGCUCAAACAAUUGUGGACGACAUGCUGAAGUCAACUUCUUGGAAAAUCCUUUCAAUGGCAGGCCACAAGCUCCUUGCUCCAUCACCUGGUUCCUUUCAACUAGUCCCUGUGGAAACUGCUCCGAAAGGAUUCUGGAGUUCCUGAGGUCACACCCUAAUGUGACCUUGGAAAUACAUGCAGCCAAGCUGUUCAGGCACCUCGAUGUCCGGAACCGCCAAGGUCUCCGCAACCUGAUGAUGAAUGGAGUUUCUAUAUGUAUCAUGGAUCUUGGAGCUUACAGUUACUGCUGGAGAAAUUUUGUUGCAUACCAACCUGGAGAAGAAUAUUAUGAGCCCCAGAACAUCGCUGAACAUCACAUCUACUUCUUUCUGAAUAACAUAGAGCUCUUUCAUAUCUUUUUGGGGCUUCCUCCACUUCUGUCAAACUGAGUGCUAAUGAGCAUCACCACCAUGCUUUCAAGCUCAGUUUGUGCAUCAAUACAAGACGAGAAAAGCCAGUCCCUGGCUGUCUUUUC